Molecule: messenger RNA, 1231 nt
Organism: Drosophila kikkawai
Lineage: Eukaryota; Metazoa; Arthropoda; Insecta; Diptera; Drosophilidae
Source: RefSeq, a predicted model, not a curated record
AUCGAAAUCAGCCAGCCCCCUGGGAAGCAUCAUCAUCAGAGCACCACCACUUUCAUCCCUAAGCAUCUAUCAGGCAUCUAUCUCCUCAGUCACCAGAGUAGAGUUUGUCCAGGCGAUGAAUUAAAACCACUGUCCAAUAUCUCGUUACCCCCAACCACAUUUGCAGAUAAUGAUAACGAUAGUGAACCUGCUAACCCACUAAGCUAUAAUCAAUUGCUAAGCGAAGCCGCUGGCCAGCUGCUGCAUCCCAAGGAGAGGGAAAUGGUGACCAAGACCAGGGAGAGUGAGAAUGGAACACGUCCCGUGCCUGUGCCCCGCACCAAAGCCGCAACUAACAAACUGCCGGCUAACGCUUCCGCAUCUUCCAAUGCUUCCUCCGCCGCUCCUGCUUCUCUUGCUACCUCUACUACCUCCAAACAGCCUUCACAGUUGCGACAGGAGAAGCCUCAGCCUCAACCACAACCGCAACCGCAGCACAUCACCCUGCCAGCUGGAAACGGAAGCGGAAAUGGCAGCAGCGUCUCCAAGAACGGCAAACAGAAGUCCGCCCGCAAGCUCAAAUAGCAAUUACUGAACCUGCUGAUGCACUACAGCUGCCUGCCGCACCUGGCGUGUGGCUCCAAAUGGCGUCCCAAAUACCUAUACCGACAGCUGGAACCCAAAUUGGAGAGCGAGCCCCAACCUGUCCACGUGUAACAAAACCCGGAGAUUGACAAGGAAUAAGCGAGAGUACAAAAAAACGCAUAUGCAACGAAACGGAGAAUGCUGUAAUUAAGCUUAUGAAGCGACUCUAAGACGAAGGGGUUAAACAGUUAACCAGGUCCUUGAUUUUUAGGAUUUUAAAUUAAAAAAAUAAACAUUAAAAGCGUUAAAAUGUAUUAAAUUAGAUACAAGAUUCAAAGUUUUACAUGUAGUACUAGUUAGACAAAAUUUUGGCUUGAGAAAUAAGGCUUAAAAAACGACCCCCUAGGAACGUCUAAGUCUUAAAGAACGACCCUCCCAAAACGUCUAAGAGUCGCUUGACUAACCCCAUCGCCAGGCUGCCUUAAAUAGGAAAUCCAUGCAAUAUCGUAGACUUAGCUUAGGAUAAAGAAAAGAAGCUAAUACUAGACUUAGGCCACCGCCAAGUGCUUUUGUUAUAAAAUAACUACCCCACACACACGCUCAAAAGCUUGGGAUCUGCUUAAAACACAUACAUAAAAACCAAAUAUAUACUAUACACACAUCCACA